AUGUUGAGUGAACUCUGGGCUUCAUCGUACAGCUCUUCCAGUUUCCUGCGCAAGAUAGCUCGUGCCAAAUCCGGUGGAAAAGAUAAAACUGCGACUUAUGAACAGAUCAAGGGAACUCCGAUGGGCUCCCAAAUCUCCGGUUUAAUAGCGGAAUUAGUCCUACAAGAACUGGAUAAGAUUGCCUUCACCCAACAGCCCCCCAUCUUUUGGCGCCGUUACGUUGACGACGCCUUUCUUAUCGUCAAGAGGAACAUCCUGCAGAAUUUGCAAGAUCUUAUCAACUCGAUAUUCCCAGAUAUACAAUUCAUGAGAGAAGAAGAAAAGGAUCGACAGCUACCCUUUGUUCAGUUCAGUUAA
Messenger RNA from Dibothriocephalus latus, 357 nucleotides. Lineage: Eukaryota; Metazoa; Platyhelminthes; Cestoda; Diphyllobothriidea; Diphyllobothriidae. The record is from the annotation of a GenBank genome assembly.